GCUAGAACUUUAUUUUAAAAUUCUCUCUUCCUCCUGCAAGGAGGAAUGGAAUAACUAGUCACGGGCAAGGAAGAAUCAGUUUCUUUUUCAAAAGUCACCAUUGCACAUCUGCCUUCCCCAAAUAGUCUCCACUCCCACUAUCAUCACCUUUUCCAGAGGACACAAACAGGCAUCUCCAAUUCCCGGGUCCCCACAAUAGCUAUUUUAGGUAAUGUGUGUUCAGUACACUGCAUACUGAUGUUUCUUCCCUGACAUGUUACUUUUCUGAGUUACCACUAACGGUUAAAACAGCAGAAAGGACAGUAAACGAUAAAUCUGUUUAUUGCCAGCAAAAACACAGCUGACCAACCAGACAACCAAUGAAGAGAAAGAGAGUACUAACUAACAAUCACCAAUUUGCCCUGUUUGAAAAAGUGGAACUUAAUUUAUAUUCUCAGAGUUAGUUAGAUGCCCACAUCACAGGAAAUGGAAGUCUUAGAAAAACAACACCCGCAUCAUAUAACAACAUAAGAGUCUGAAAAGACACUAUCCACAUCACAUAACAACCUUGAAGUCCUAAAAAGGUGCUCUAGAUGCAAUAAUUUCAGUCCCCUCUCAUGGCUUCAAGUUGCUUGCAGAAGAUGCAAAGAGCCGCUUUGACAGUGUUUAUAAUGUUUGUCAUGGUGGGUUCUCUCAUAUUCUGCUCUGCUCCUGUUGUUGUCUGCAUUUUGGACGUAGUGCUGCCAUAUGCUCUGCUAUCAAGCUUCAGAUACUGUUCCUGUGGUUUCAAGGUGGACUGGACUACAUACAAUUUUGGGUUUUCUCUCGUUGAUAUACCAUUCAUUUCCCUGCUUCGAUCCAUGUCCAUUUUAUGUGUUUAUUCUGUCUUUGAUGCACCCAGCUUAUCAUUUGGACCUUACCUCUGGACAGCAUUAUUAUGUGGGAUUGUUUCAAGUAUGAUUAUUAUUGUCAAGGCCUGCUUGUUUAUUGUUUACUCUGCAUUAGAAGGCCCCGCUGCAGAGUCUCGAGAAUCUCAUUUGAAGCAAUCAAGGGGUAUGCUGACAAUUCUUUUGUUGUCUCUGGUCUUAGCUCUUGGUCAUAUUGUGGUGGCAUACAGGAUAAGAUGCAAAGUUUGGCGCAAAAUGCUUCUUUUUCAUCAGCUUGAUCCAGAAGUUGUGGCAUGCAAAACCAUUUUCAAUGGUUAUACAAAAGCUCCUCAGAGUACAAUCGCUAAAGCUAAUUCUGGAGAGAAGUGCUUCUUUCAUGGAAACAGAGGAUGUCCGGUGAUGCUUUGACAAAUGUAUCUUCACACGGUCCAUUAUUAAAUGGAUGUCAACAGAAGUGAAUACAGUAUCUACGUAUAACACCAAGAGCCGUUUAGGUGUCUUUGAGAAUAUAGCCCUAAAGAACUGGAGAAAAUAUAAGCAUGGUGGUAUUUGGUCCUUAGACAAUGGAUCAAAACCUAAAGUAUUAAAACUUGGAUUAACAAACAUAAUUUCAAGCAUGGAUUUAGCAGAGGGUUUUGCUCCCCCAGUUAUAUCAUGAAUCCACGAGUCCUCUAGUUAACCAGAUUCGUGUGCAGUUGCUGAUUUUGAUUGGCCCGAAUGGAGAAUUGUUGCUACAGUUAACCAGAAUGGGAAUGAUAAGGACUGCCUAAUCUACAUGAACAUCAGUCUCAGGAUUAAGUCAAAGAAGUUAUGUUGGUUGGCGCAGAAGAGAUUUUUAUUUCAACUAAAAUCAGCUCAAGCCUUAGCAUCUAUAGCAUUUUGAGCCAAUCUAUUUACUUCCAGCAAGAUAGCUUGAGGGCAUUUCAGAUGCCAGGAACACUCUGUAAAGCAUGGAAAAUCUGAAUCAAUCCCUCAAAUGCCAGGAACACUCUGUAAAGCAUGGAAAAUCUGAAUCAAUGUCAACCUUGGCAAUCGAAGUCAAUAGGAGAUGACACUCUUGUCCAUCUGGCAGAAAGCAGUCACAAAUGUUCAAUUGUGAACAUCUACCCAAGAAGAGUAUUCAACUACACAACUAACGGUAUUGGUAACUUUUGUCACUAAAUUGAAUAUAAAAUCAGGCAAACUGACUUCAGAUGUAGUGUUAUUCUUUUGCUUCAAUCUUGUGCUAUUCAUUCAAAAUUGGAAAACCAAAGUGCAGGUGCCAUUUUUAACAGACAUGAAAAACUCUGCAUUUUGUAUUUAUGGAUCGUAUUGCUGAAGUGCACAGUUAACCUUUUUGGUCACUACCUAACAAAACAACAUUAAUGCAAAAGUCUGUGGGGAUUGAUAA
Messenger RNA from Cryptomeria japonica (Japanese cedar), 2256 nucleotides. RefSeq lists its product as uncharacterized. The transcript is spliced from 5 exons. NCBI's taxonomy places the organism in Eukaryota, Viridiplantae, Streptophyta, Pinopsida, Cupressales, Cupressaceae. The coding region runs from base 597 to 1274 and encodes 225 amino acids. The record is from RefSeq and is a predicted model, not a curated record.